GGUUCCGGUUCUGGGCCGGGGCUCGGCAGCGGCACGGCGGCGUCGGGGCGGCCGCAGGGCGGGAGCUGUCAGCCCCUCGUUUCGUAAAGGAUUUGCUUUUGCUGCAGGCCUGGAGUGUGAGCUGGCCGUGACCCUGGUGGGACAGCCCCUCGUGAGGCAGCAGCUGAUGAAGGGAUUGAGGCAGUUCCUGGAGAAGCGCAGCCCCGAGAAGCCCCUCGUCAUGUCCUUCCACGGCUCCACCGGGACGGGAAAAACCUUCGUGAGCUCCAUGCUGGUCCGCCACCUCUUCCCGGAGGGGCUGCAGAGCCCCCACGUCCACCAGUUCUCCCCCAUCGUUCACUUCCCCCACGCGGAGCACGUGGAGCGGUACAAGGAAAACCUGAAGCACUGGAUCCAAGGGAACUUGACAAACUGCGGACGGUCGGUCUUUCUCUUUGAGGAGAUGGACAAGAUGCACCCGGGCCUGAUUGAUGUGAUCAUGCCAUUCCUGGGACCCUCGUGGGUUGUGUAUGGGACCAACUACCGCAAAGCGAUCUUCAUCUUCAUAAGCAACGCGGGAGGAGAGCAGAUCAAUGAAAUGACGCUGGAUCUCUGGCGUGCUCACCGGGACCGGGAGGAGAUCAGCCUGCAGGACAUGGAGUCAGCCAUCUCCAAAGCAGUGUUCGAGAACCCUCAGAGUGGAUUCUGGAAAUCUGGGAUCAUUAAUGAACAUCUCAUUGAUUUUGUCGUGCCCUUCCUCCCACUGAAGCGCCACCACGUAAAGCAAUGCGUCAUCAACGAACUUGUGCAGCAAGGGCUGGAAGUACGUCAGGGUGUUGUCCAGGAGGUGGCUGACAGCAUCCCCUACUUCCCAGAAGAAGAGAAAUUAUUUUCAUCAACAGGCUGCAAAACUGUGGCCUCUCGGAUCAGUUUUUUCUUCUAGCCUUGCUCAGGUCCAUAGGGGAUGUAUAUGGAACUGCAAAGCUGCAGAGCCACAGACUAGUGGGAUGAGCACCAGGAGCUACGUGUUACCAUGCAGUAGCAGAAGUGCUCUCCUGCUGAAUUUGUCUUUCCAGCCCCAAGGACACUAUCACAGGAUGCAACUGUGGGAGCAAGCGCAAGUGAUUUGAUUUAAAGCACUUUAUCAUUUAUUCUGUGGCCAGGUGAAGGUGGAUAUGCACCACCCGAGUCAUAGCUGUGAUGAAAAAGGGAAGAUGUCAGGAGGGACUGCAGCGUCAGGGAGGUUUCUUACUCUGUCAGCAGCACCAACCUGCAGCUCUCUCCUCUUCUGGCAGCUUCUGCUAUCCAAUGCAUGAAGAUUCUGAGCCCAAAAAAGAAUUAUUUUUUUUUAAUACAUCAUUUUAGCAUUUUGAAAAGCCAUCUUGGCAGUACCUCAGUUCCUUGGUACCAUGUGACGAUGCUGGUGCUGACUGCUGCACUGCUGACUGGUGAACACCCUCAACAUUACAGUAAAGUUUCCUCUGCAAGGAAAUUUUAAAGCCCACUUCUUUCCAGUUUCAUUUCACUGUGAAUAGGUGCUGGUAGGGACCACCAACAAGCACAGAGACAUAACGAAGGAAAUGGCAAUGCCCAGCCUGCCAAGAACUCAGUUCUCCCUACUUGUACCUCUGCCCAUCUUUCCCCCAAGGUCCAAAGGAUUUCCCUGCAGCAAACCAUGGAAAUAAAUUAAAAAAAAACCAAACAAACAAGACUUACUGAGCUACAAAAAAGUUCAGUGCUACCUCCGGGGGAGACCGUGGUGCCGCUAAUGAUUUUUCUGAAAUACUUUUAUUCAGGGGUGAUUUCUACAGCAGGCCGAGGAGUUGGUGCUAUGAGCUCUUGAGCUUCUUUCACAUCCUCCUGCUUUUCAGACCUUGCAGGCUUUUGCUGGACCAGCUCUGCUCAGCUUCAUGGGAGUGCCACUUAUGUGGGGACCUGAGGACAAGUUAGAGAAGUUUGUACUCCACGCUGUCAAGCACAGGGUGUAUGGCACUGCUGGCCUUUGUCCCAUUUUCAUCUCUGCAGUCGGUUACUGGAGCACAGUUCAGAGGAACCAGAAUCAUUCAUACUCUGGGAACAAACUGCCUGAGGAGGGUGUGUGAUCUGGGACAUUUCUGAAGGUUCCUGACAUUCCUCUCGUGCCCUGUGCUGAAAUGAGCUCCCAGCACUCAGGACCAUUCCAGCCCUCCUCCAGAGCUGCAGCUUCGGGGACACCCAUUGGAGGAACCACCUAAAUGCAGCCCAGGAGCUAGUCCAUGCACAGACCAUCCUGCCUGCAGAAGUGUUAGCAUUUCUAAUUUUAAAAUAAAUCUUUUAUGAAAUAAA
Molecule: messenger RNA, 2304 nt
Organism: Numida meleagris (helmeted guineafowl)
Lineage: Eukaryota; Metazoa; Chordata; Aves; Galliformes; Numididae
Gene: TOR2A
Product: torsin family 2 member A
Exons: 4
Coding region: 167-922 (251 amino acids)
Cellular component (GO): nuclear envelope; endoplasmic reticulum lumen
Molecular function (GO): ATP binding; ATP hydrolysis activity
Source: RefSeq, a predicted model, not a curated record